This is a messenger RNA of Durusdinium trenchii, 3929 nucleotides long. NCBI's taxonomy places the organism in Eukaryota, Dinophyceae, Suessiales, Symbiodiniaceae. The record is from the annotation of a GenBank genome assembly.
UUCGGUUCGCUGUCAGACUCGCGAUGGUGCCAUGGAUGCCUUGCCAGAAUGGUUUAUCCAAAAUCUCAGUGCCGAAGAACUGGUUGAGGCAAGGCGAGAAAAGCUGCAGCAUCUGGAAUUGUGGCAGAAACUCAAUGCUGGACAGCUCUACCAGGUCGCCCGAAAAGAUGUCGAUGAACUCUUCGCGAUCUUUGAUGUGGAAGGAUCAGGAGAGAUCUCCAUCGAAGAGUUGAUGGAAAUCAACAAGGUUGAAGGCCUAGUCCUGACCAGCUCAGAUGUAGAAGCUCUCGGAAGAGAUGCGGACAAGGACGGUUCGGGUCUGAUCAGCGCGAAGGAGCUCUACAAAGCGAUGAUUCAGGGCGAGGUGGCCUACAAUCUGGUGAAGAAGUCGAUUAACCAAGAGAGCUUUGCCCAGCAGCUGGCCCCUGGCGAAUGCUUGAUUGAUGAUUUGAUCGAAUGGAUGCGGAACGAGUACGAGACCAACUCAGAUUUGUGGUCACUGCCACAGACGAUUUGUUUGUUCGCUGUCUUCCAGUGGUGUGCCACGUCGCACAUUCCUGUGCGAACAAAUUGGAGAAUGGCCAAGAACUUUGAUGUCGCCGAGUUUGGCUCCUACAAAUUUAGUUUCAUCUAUGAUUAUACCUCUCUGUGGGAUUUCUUCGAGCAUACCUUCCUGGAACAACAUGCGAACCAAGACUUGAAGCUCACCACCCCUGCGCGAUACUUCAUGCGCAACCAAAUGCUGGGAGCCUCACGCUUCAGGCGUUUGUAUACACUACCCCAAGACUGCCCGUUGCCGGACUACUUGAAGAAGGUCUACUAUCCAUUUCCACUUCCAUUUUUGAACAAAUGCCACAAGCGCGGGGAGCAACUCGUGGACGAUCGAUUUCUCCUCUACCACGAACGACUUGAUACAUUGAAGAGAAGGCUGAGAAGUUGGGGCGAUGAAUACUGGUUGGACGACAAUACCACAUCCAUUUCCGUGGACACCAUUUACAUGAAUCCGGCCUUGGGCACGUGGACCUUCGAGCAGUUGACCUGGUUCUUUGAGAACAACGGCUAUCUCCACCACGUACAAACCACUGAGACCUUCUUGAUCGAACCCUAUAAAGAUUGGAGUGCAGUCAUCCCAGAUGUGCUUUUCAUUCUCAUUCUCAUGCGCAUUCUCUAUUUCGAGAUGAAAGAGUUCGUUCCCGCCAUGGCGACCGGUUUGGACGGCAUCAUGAACUACUUGCAAUUGUGGAACAUCGUUGAUUGGUUGACUAUCAGCUGGGGAAUUGUUUGUGCACUGCUUUGGUUGAUUGCCCUUCUGCAGCUGGAUGGCUUGCAGCCGGCCAUCGAGGAAUUGCCUUUGCCCGUGUUCGAUGCCAUUAUUGAGACGGUGAACAUCAUCAAUAAGACCUAUCUCGCUCCUCAGCAGUUGAACGCGGUGAUGACGCACGAAGAUUACUAUGGCCGCCUUGCCCGGGUCUUUGAUGCCUUUCAGGCUGUCUCCAUUUGGAAUGAGUCUGUCCGCCUCGUCGCUGUGUUGUAUUUAUUCAUUUUGAUGCUGAAGUUCUUCAAGUCUUUCAAAGCCAACAAGCGUCUCAACGUGGUCAUCAACACCUUGACGCAUUCUGUCAAAGACGUCUCACACUUUGCCAUCGUCUUCGCCACCAUCUUCCUGUGCUACGCGUGGGCUGCGCAUGUGUUCUUUGGUUGGAGCAUCGAAGCAGCCAGCUCCAUGUUUGGGGCAGCCUACUGGCGAUGGUCAGGCGCUGUGGACUCGAGGGAUAUGGAGGAUCUCACCGAUGUGGGCCGUGUUCUGGGUUAUGCUUAUACCUUGUCCUACGAGUUCUUGGUGUUGAACUUGCUCUUCGGGAUUCUUUUUGGCUUGGUGUUCGAAGCCUACGGGAGAACACGAGCUGAAGCCGGAAAGACGGACACCCUGCUGGCGCAGAUUCGGAAGUCCAUCACAGAGAUGCGUCGAAAGAAGGACUUUGUGAACGACUACUACAUGAUUUGUGCUUUGGAAGACGAAGAUGCCCCGGCGCACCCGGGAGAAAUUGUGACGAUUCGAAGUUUGCUGGAAGCCUUCAGAAAUAACAAGAUGACCAAGGAGAAUGCAGAAUACAUCAUCAACCAUGUGCGCGACUUUAAGAUGAGCAAGUCGCACGAGGUUGAAGUUGGUUUGAUGGAUGCUUUAAAGCUGGUGGGGCGGAUGCGAACUAUCAGUUUGAAAAGCACCUUGCGCACCGAGUCACUCUUGAAACAGUUGAAAGACGAAAGUCAAAGGCCGCAAGAAAUGCGAUACCGUUGUAUCAUGGCGGGCUUUGACCCCGACAACACCGAAGAAAUGCAAGAGUUCAUCCGUGCCAGCACCUUGCAAGCCUUGGAAGAGGACCAUCCCCUGCCCAAUGCGGUGGUGAACCAGGCUGCUGCUGGGCCACAGCAGAGCAAGCUCUCCAUCAAUAGCCGCACAUUCAGCAGAGAACAUUCUUCAAAGGAGGGGACGAAAGACGUGAUCGACGACGCCGCAGAGGAACGCACUGUGAAGGAGAAGCGGAUAUUGAGUAAGGCAGACGGUCUGGAAGCAGCAGUUCAGAGUAUGCAUGAACAGCACCUCCAAAGUGUUCAAGCCAUCGCCGAAGAACUGCAAGAAUAUCAGCUGCAAUCGUCCGAAUUUGAAGAAGAACUCUCGACACUGGAGAGAGCCGUGCGAGGUUACAGCAGGAAGGGUCAAGAAGGUGCGAGUGAACUGGAGGAACGCUUUCGAGACGCCAACCUCCAUGUCGUGCAGGACCUGCCAGACCGACUCUUUAAGCUCUCCCAGAUGGCCAAGGCAUCGCGCCAGGUGGUGGAGAGACCUUUGACUGCAGAUAGCACUGCAGAUGAAGGGCAACAUGGAACGUCAAAUGGCGAUUCUUUGACAUUGAGGGCACAGACAUGUCCAAACGUCAUGUGGUUUGGGUUCUUCUUGGAAUCCUUGUGCUGAUUUUCUACUGCUGUGCAGGAGUGACUGUGCAUUUGUUGAGGGUGUUACACUCCGACUCACAUCCAAGUGGAAAGCACAUCGUUUUGUGAAGGAAGACGUGGCCUUCCCAGGGGACCAUAUACACGUCCAUCCCCCCCACAGAAAUCCACAGAUCCUCGUAGAGCGGAGUGGAGAGUGGAUGUUUGCGCCUUUUCCGUGAGUGGUCGUACCGGACCAGGUGGGAAGGCAGGCUUUAGUUCCGACCCCUUGAAGCGCCUGGAGAGCCGUAUCGCCGCUCUCUUCCAGCACUCGCAGACCUUCUUGGACCAAGCAGAGGCCCAGCAUGACCUGUACCUUUUGCUUGACCGCUUGAUUUCAACGGUGGCACUGAUGGGCAAAGGAUAGGCAAGGAGAAAGUUAAGAUGGCUCAAUUAGGCAUGGAAUGGAUGCCAUGGUGAACAACGAGAUACUCAGUAUACCCUCGAGCCCUUGAAGCUGUUCGCUGUUCAGCUAAUUGAAUUCAUAAGUCUUCGAACCGGAGCAUGAACCAUAUGAACCACUAUAUAAGUGAACCAUAUAACCACAUCCACUGCAGCAUCCGACCGAUGACGAGAUGACCUGCCGGCGUGUCCAAACCACGGUCCUUCGUUUGCCGCGCGACCGACCCAAACGGAGCCUCCAACGAACGGAGGGGCGCUCCGUUCGUGGGACGUUACGAAACCAGGGAAGCUCUACGAGACGUAGCUUCUAGGGCAUCGCUGCGAAGGUCGCAAGAGACGCUACUCACUUCCAACUUAAGUCGAUGCGAAUUUGUCUUGUGUCGUUUGAGGACCUGCACACCGGCGGGGAAACCCCGGUUGCUCCUCCGCUUGUGCAAACGUACUCCAGCGGUCGCUCCACGCACGAGUUUCACGCACGCCCAGUCGGUGACGCCGGUCUCAAGCACUCCCAUGUUACAUGGUGACCAAGAUUUGGC